UGAAAAUAGCACUGUAUUAAAGAAUUGUAGCAAAAAAGAGGAAUGCCUGUUAACACUGAAGUAUGCGGGAGAUGGAAACAGAACAUACAUUUGCAACGCUCGAAAACAAAAGGAAUUUUUAAUGAAUCAUUAACAGUUUCAAGCUCAGAGACAGAAGGUAAUCAAUCCAAUGAAAAGGACAUUCAGACAUUUUCCUCUACAUUCCGAUUUCCGUUCGUCGAUGUACUUAUUGGAACAGGCGUUUUUGGUGUACUCUGCAUCCUGUCUCUUAUCGGAAGAUGUAUAUUUCUAAAACGGAGAAAGGCCAACGUAAUAAGCACAAUAGAAAUUGUUGAAAAUCCCAGUGACACUUCGGACGAUGGUGUGCUACACAUAACAACGGGAGGAGUCCAGUACGCAGUCGUGCACAGGCAGGCGGACGCACAGAGGACUGAAACACUGCCGCACGAUGAAGCCGGCUUAACGUACGCCGAUUUGGACAUCGAAUUCAUUCCUACAGGAAGCUAA
Mya arenaria is the source of this 507-nucleotide messenger RNA. RefSeq lists its product as uncharacterized. Bases 43 to 507 code for a protein of 154 amino acids. The transcript has 6 exons. Lineage: Eukaryota; Metazoa; Mollusca; Bivalvia; Myida; Myidae. The record is from RefSeq and is a predicted model, not a curated record.